GAGUACCUGCUGGAUCACUGCGGCGCCCGCGUGGAGGAGGGGGGCUCGGUCAACUUCGAUGGGGAGACCAUCGAGGGGGCCCCGCCGCUCUGGGCGGCAUCUGCUGCCGGGCACCUGGGGGUGGUGCGAAGCCUCCUGGAUCACGGCGCGUCGGUGAACCAGACCACGCUGACCAACUCCACGCCGCUGCGGGCUGCUUGCUUUGAUGGGCACCUGGAGAUCGUGCGCUACUUAGUCGGGGAGCGUGGGGCUGACCUGGAAGUAGCCAACCGGCACGGACACACUUGUCUGAUGAUUUCUUGCUAUAAAGGGCACCGGGAAAUUGCACGUUACUUGCUAGAGAAGGGCGCUGAUGUCAACCGCCGGAGCGUGAAGGGGAAUACGGCCCUACAUGACUGCGCUGAGUCCGGCAGCCUGGAGAUCCUGCAGCUCCUGCUCCGCUCCAAAGCCCGCAUGGAGAAAGAUGGCUAUGGCAUGACUCCUCUGCUAGCUGCCAGUGUCACUGGUCACACCAACAUUGUGGAGUACCUCAUCCAAGGAGGGCUGCAGCAGGAGGAGGCAGAGGCUGCUGUGGAAGCACUGGAGUUGCUGGGUGCUACGUUUGUGGAUAAGAAACGUGACCUUUUGGGAGCCCACAAGUACUGGCGAAGGGCGAUGGAGCUUCGGUGUGAGGGCGGGCAAUACCUGCCUAAACCUGAGCCCCGGCAGCUGGUGUUGGCCUAUGACUAUUCCCGGGAAGUCAGUUCAUUGGAGGAACUGGAAGCCUUGAUUACUGAUCCCGAUGAGAUGCGCAUGCAGGCCCUGCUGAUCAGAGAGCGCAUCCUGGGUCCUUCCCACCCAGACACUUCCUAUUACAUCCGUUACCGAGGAGCGGUCUACGCUGACUCCGGCAACUUCGAGCGCUGCAUUAACCUGUGGAAGUACGCUCUGGACAUGCAGCAAGGCAACCUGGAGCCUCUCAGCCCGAUGACUGCCAGCAGUUUCCUUUCCUUUGCUGAGCUUUUCUCUUACGUGCUUCAGGACCGCUCCAAAGGCACUUUAGCGACCCACUUGGGCUUCUCUGACCUCAUGGGAGUACUGAGCAAAGGGGUCCGGGAGGUGGAGAGGGCGCUCGUGCAUGGCAAGGACCCUGUGGUUGACUCAGCGCAGUUCACCAAGACACUGGCCAUUAUCCUCCACCUGGUCUUCUUGCUGGAGAAGGUGGAGUGCACCCCGGAGCAGGAACACCAGAAGCGCCAGACUAUCUACCGCCUGCUCAAGUGCAGCCCCCGGGCCAAGAAUGGCUUCACUCCGUUGCAUAUGGCUGUGGACAAAGAUACCACGACUGUGGGACGUUAUCCCGUGGGCAAGUUCCCCUCGCUCCACGUUGUGAACUUGCUUCUGGAGUGCGGGGCUGACCCAGACAGCCGUGACUAUGACAACAACACCCCGCUGCAUGUGGCCGCCCGCAACAACUGCCCGCUGAUCAUGAGUGCCCUGAUGGAGGCUGGAGCCCAUAUGGAUGCCACCAAUGCCUUCAAGCAGACUGCUUAUGAGCUGCUGGAUGAGAAGCUGCUCACCAAGAGCAUGAUGCAGCCCUUCAACUACAUCACCCUCCAGUGCCUUGCUGCUCGCGCCCUGGACAAGCACAAGAUUCCCUACAAGGGUUUCAUCCCCGAGGAGCUGGAAGCCUUCAUUGAACUGCACUAGGGCGGGAGAGCUGAGGUCCCCAGCCUUUCCCGUCACCUCUUUCACCCCGCAGAGGUAGCGCAGCCUGAGACCUCGGGCCAUCCUCGCCUCGGUGCCGAAGGCCAUCGCUGUGCUGAGACGGGCUGCGAGCUUUGUCCUCAUCUGUCACCAUCCAGCUGGCGUGGGUUGGGGGAGGAGGAGGCGGCUCGAGAGCUCGUGGCUGUCCCUCGUUGUUGUCAUCUUCAGGUACCAGAUAUCUCCAGUGCGCUGUGUCCAGAGAAGGCCGCAGCCCUUGCCCUUUCCCAUGCCAACCGUCUUGUCCUGAGAAGGAAGGAAAAUGGAGAUUCCCUGGGACCUGCUGCCUCUCCCAUUAGUGCUGGAUUAACUCAGCGUUAAGCUUCCGAGCAGCUACACAUCACACAUGUGCUCUAGCCCUUCCCAUCCUAAAUACUGAACAGAUAGGAAUGCGA
Leptosomus discolor (cuckoo roller) is the source of this 2138-nucleotide messenger RNA. It is a transcript of the gene FEM1A, whose product is annotated as fem-1 homolog A. NCBI's taxonomy places the organism in Eukaryota, Metazoa, Chordata, Aves, Leptosomiformes, Leptosomidae. Gene Ontology annotation, molecular function: protein binding. The record is from RefSeq and is a predicted model, not a curated record.